UGUGGGGGGAGGAGCAAGAGUAUAAAACAGCAACAUGUGGUCCUUGGGCUCAGUGUCAAUGCUCCGCUUGCCUCCAGUAUGAAGCUUUAUCUUCGCUCAGUCUGCCAGCUCGCCUUCCUGAGCCUCUGCUGUGUGCUGAUCAGAGUGAGAGAGUCAGACAGCACGUUUGUGCCGGGAAGAUGUUUGUGUCCGGAGACGCAACCGGGAGUCAGAGGGCAACUGAAAGAGCUCCAGGUUUUACCAAAAAGCCCCAGCUGUGACAAAGUCACAGUAAUAGUGACACUGCGGAGUAGCAACGAGCCAGUGUGUCUGAACCCAGCGGCACCGAUGGGCAAACAGCUGGUCCGCUGCUGGAAUAGAGCUCAAAAGCUGGGUCGUGAUGUGAAGCUGUGCCUGAGGAGGAGGAGGCGAGGGAGAGGCGGUCAGCGCCAGCGGUCUCGACAGAGGAGCCGGGGCCUGAACAGGAAAGCCUCAUCCUCUAACUCCCAAUAGUUAACCAGCACGACAAAUGACGGGAAGCUACUGCAUGGAGAGAAGUGUGUAAAUGCUGAUUCUUGCCACACUGUGGAGUAAAAGAGAAAACAGAAAACAGCAUGCUGCCACUUUUCUUUCUAUUAACGUCACACGGCUCGGACAUCAAGAGCCCCUAAAUUGUUGUCUGGGCUGUAAAUCAAACUGUCUUUCUAGGCCAGCAGCAGGGGGCUGUGCAAAUGACUGAUGUGAUGUUGAAAACUAAGCCCUGGAGGCUUGUUAUACUGUAAAUGUUAACACUUAUAGCUUUAAAAUGCUGUUAAAUGGUCAUUGUAUUGUUCAUGUAUUAUUCUGUGUAUGCAGCUGGAAAAGAUGACUGAAGAGCUUGAGUUGGUUAUUUAUUUUUAUAUAAAUAUAGACAUUUUUCACACAACGUUUUAAAAUAAAUAUAUUAGAACAAU
Chelmon rostratus (copperband butterflyfish) is the source of this 932-nucleotide messenger RNA. Its product is annotated as C-X-C motif chemokine 10-like. Gene Ontology annotation, cellular component: extracellular region. The coding region runs from base 79 to 492 and encodes 137 amino acids. Gene Ontology annotation, molecular function: CXCR chemokine receptor binding; chemokine activity. The transcript has 4 exons. Gene Ontology annotation, biological process: inflammatory response; cellular response to lipopolysaccharide; antimicrobial humoral immune response mediated by antimicrobial peptide. The record is from RefSeq and is a predicted model, not a curated record. NCBI's taxonomy places the organism in Eukaryota, Metazoa, Chordata, Actinopteri, Chaetodontiformes, Chaetodontidae.